CCGAGCCGAGCCGCAGCGGCUGCCGCCAACAUGGCCGAGACGAGCGAGGAGGUGGCGGUGCUGGUGCAGAGGGUAGUGAAGGACAUCACCAACGCUUUCAGGAGGAACCCGCACAUAGAUGAAAUUGGCCUGAUCCCAUGUCCUGAAGCGAGGUAUAACCGGAGUCCCAUAGUCCUGGUUGAAAACAAACUCGGUGUGGAGAGUUGGUGUGUCAAGUUCCUUUUACCAUACGUCCACAACAAGCUCCUUUUGUACAGAACAAGAAAGCAGUGGCUGAACAAAGACGAAUUGAUAGAUGUCACGUGCACCCUGCUUCUUCUAAACCCAGACUUUACCACUGCAUGGAAUGUGAGGAAGGAGCUGAUCCUCUCUGGUACUUUAAAUCCAAUUAAGGACUUACAUCUGGGAAAACUGGCCUUAACUAAGUUUCCAAAGAGUCCAGAAACCUGGAUUCACAGGCGGUGGGUGCUACAACAGCUAAUUCAGGAAACUUCCUUACCUUCCUUUGUGCCCAAAGGAAACUUGGGAACAAUUCCUGCUGAGAGGACACAGCGACUAAUACAAGAAGAGAUGGAAGUCUGUGGUGAAGCAGCUGGGAGAUAUCCAAGCAACUAUAAUGCCUGGUCCCAUCGAAUCUGGGUUUUACAACACCUGGCCAAGCUAGAUGUCAAGAUUCUUCUUGAUGAACUGUCUUCUACUAAACAUUGGGCAUCCAUGCAUGUUUCAGACCACAGUGGAUUUCACUACCGUCAGUUUUUGUUAAAGUCUUUGAUUAGUCAAACUGUGAUAGACACUUCUGUCUUGGAGCAAAACUUUUCAAAAAGUGAGCCAGUCCUUGUUCUUCCAAAAGAUGAAGAAGCAACACCUUCAACAGAAGAAUCAAGAAUAAAUCUUCCUCAUCUUCUAGAAGAAGAAGUAGAAUUCAGCACAGAUCUUAUUGAUUCCUACCCAGGACAUGAAACCCUUUGGUGUCAUAGGCGGCAUGUUUUCUACCUUCAGCAUCAUUUAAAUGGUAGGUUUUCUCAGAGCAUGACCCAGCUAUCACCUACAGACAGUCCUGGGGGAACUUUGAAUGAUUUGCACCUCAUCCCAGCAGGCCCCCAGCUGUCUCAGGCAAUGGAAGUGGAUGGACUGAAUGACUCUAGCAAGCAAGGUUAUUCCCAGGAAACCAAGCGCCUAAAGCGGACCCCAGCUUCAGACUCCCUAGGCCUAGAAAUGGAGCACAGGUUCAUUGAUCAAGUAUUAUCCACUUGCCGGGAUGUAGAGCAAGCUAGGUAUGCCAAUGCAUACAGGAAGUGGCUGGUUACUUUGAGUCAAUGAAAGAAGUGGAUUACUCCUACAAGGUUCCCUUUUAGUGCAAUAUUGUUUUCCUUUCUUGUUGACAUAGUUGCAUGAACCAUUUGCUCUUACUGGCUAACUGUGUUCCUCAUCUAUAGGUUAAAGUAGAUAGGAAAUGUUUUAUUUAUUUUGUUAAAAACUGGCAUUCCUUUGGGGAUAAAAUAAUUGUAUAGUUCCUUUCUGCUAAGCAGUCUUAAUUUUUCUCUUUUUAAUUCCUCAUAUUUUAUAUAUGCUAUCUGCUGGGCUUCUCAUUUGGUUCUAAUUGGCUCACACAUGUACCUCUACCACUUCAGUUGCUGCAUAGGCAGAUUUUAUUUUAAAUUGAAAAUUUACAUUUCAUUUCAGUUUAUUAUUAAUAUAAAUGCAAUAGGACUUGCUGUAAUUGUUUUGAGAAUCAAAUGACUAGAUGGAUGGAAAUCUAAAAAUUUAAACACUUCUCUUUCUCCAGCAUGCUCUUAAGUUAUAGACUAAGUUAACCAAAGUCAAAAGUAUUGUAAUUUUCAUGAAAACAUGCUUCCAAUGUAAUCCAUUUUUUAAAUGGUUAUAAAAAAUUAACCUAAAUUCAGACUAUGUAAUUGUAGUACUGGAAAAUUAUUUUUAUUACCGGUUUUGAUA
Molecule: messenger RNA, 1953 nt
Organism: Castor canadensis (American beaver)
Lineage: Eukaryota; Metazoa; Chordata; Mammalia; Rodentia; Castoridae
Gene: Ptar1
Product: protein prenyltransferase alpha subunit repeat containing 1
Biological process (GO): protein prenylation
Cellular component (GO): cytoplasm
Molecular function (GO): protein prenyltransferase activity
Source: RefSeq, a predicted model, not a curated record